CUCACAAUUAUCAAGUGCCUGCUCUAUAUCACAGGCACACCACUAGAAAAAUGACAUGCAUCAUCUCAUUUAAUUCACUCAUCGAUCUCAUUAUGUCGGGAAUAUUUAGCACUCUCAUUUGAGAAGGUGGUAUCUGCAGUUAAGAGAGAUUAAGUAAUUUUCUCAUGGUCACAUAAGAUAGUAAGUUGGUAAAGCCAAAAUUCUAUUCUGGGCAGUAUGAUUCAAACCCUCAUUUUUGAAAUCACAGCUUUAUACUGUAGCUUUGGAGAAUUAUGUAUCUAAAAUAGUUAUCAUAAAAAGAACAGAUUAAUAAUAAUAAUGAAGAAGCCAAGCCCAAGCCCAUUGCCGUCGAUAAUAAAAAAAAAAAAAAAGAUAAUAGCUAUUACUAAUUAGAAGCCCUGGUACCACAGUGGCUAAACACUCUAGUGUGAACCAGAAGGUAAGCGGUUUGAAUCUACCAGCAACUCCACAGGAAAAAGAUGUGGCAGUCUUCUUCCUUAAGGAUACCAGACCUGGAAACAUGGUAGGGCAGUUCUACUUUGUCUUAUAGAGUUGUUUUUGUUAGAAUCAACUCAACGGCAAUGGGUUUGGAUUUUUUGGGGGGGGCGGGGGUUAUUUUUGAAACAGAUCCUCCUGUUCACAAAGGCAUUUCUAAACCUUGCAAAGAAGGUAAUAGCAAUAACCAGAUUUUUUAAAAAACAAAAAAAAUAAGGCACAAAAAGUUAACUGUUACAUCAUUAGGAUGUGACAGGUCACAUUUAAGACAUGGAUUUUCAGCUCAGAUGACCUUUAAUCACUAACAUAGAGUUACCAGAAUGGAGGAGGCAUGGAGAUUAUCAGGGAAAAGAUCAUACUUGGGAGUUCACAUUACAUGUUUCCAAUUAGCUUGAAAAUUGGUUUAUGAGUAUAGAUUCAAAUAGGAUAAUUAGAACCAGUGAAUAGAAGCUAAAAAGAGAAAUUUCUGCUGAAUUAAAGUGUCUGAAUAAUUAUAUAUGUUUAAAAUGAAAAGGGCUACCUGUAACUGAGAGUCACAGUCAAUGGAAGGACUUAAUAACAAAAUGCAGGUGGUACUGUAAAGGUGAUGACUAGCUGAGAUGCCAUUUGGCAGUUCAUUGAAUGUUGCUCUUACCUUCUCCAGCCUACACACUAAAUACAUGGAAGCAGAAAACCAAACAAAAUUUUCAGAAUUCCUCCUGCUGGGCCUCUCAGAGGAUCCUGAACUUCAGCCCCUCUUCUUUGCACUCUUCCUGUCUAUGUACCUGGUCGCUGUGCUUGGGAACCUACUCAUCAUACCGGCGGUUACCUCUGACCCUCACCUCCACACCCCCAUGUACUUCUUCCUCUCCAACCUGUCCUUUGUUGACAUCUGUUUCGUUACUACCACGGUCCCAAAGAUGCUUGUGAACAUCCAGACACAGAACAAACACAUUUCGUACAUAGGAUGCCUCAUUCAGGAGUAUUUCUUCAUGAUUUUUGCUGGACUGGACAAUUUCCUCCUGACCAUGAUGGCCUAUGACCGAUUUGUGGCCAUCUGUCACCCCCUGCACUAUACAGUCAUCAUGAGCCCCCGGUUCUGUGUCUUGUUGGUUCUGGUGUCUUGGGUCAUCUUUUUCUGGGUCUCCCUGCUUCAUAUUGUCUUGAUCACACGGCUGAACUUCUGUACAGACACUGAAAUACCACAUUUUUUCUGUGAACUGACUCAGAUUAUCAAAGUGGCCUGUUCUGAUACCCACAUCAAUUAUGUCUUCUUGUAUGUGUUGACUGCCCUGCUGGGUGUGUUUCCCCUCUCAGGGAUCGUCUUCUCUUACUCUCAGAUUGUCUCCUCCUUAAUGAAGAUGUCCUCUGCUGGGGCCAAGUAUAAGGCAUUUUCCACCUGUGGGUCUCACCUAUCCGUGGUUUCUUUGUUCUAUGGGACAGGACUUGGGGUUUUCCUCAGUUCUGCUGUGACCCAUUCUUCCCAGAGAAGCUCUGUUGCCUCAGUGAUGUACACUGUGGUCACGCCCAUGCUGAACCCCUUCAUAUACAGCCUAAGGAAUAAGGAUGUGAAGGGAGCCCUGGGAAGGCUUCUCUGUAGAGCAGCUUUUUGUCCAUGA
This is a messenger RNA of Loxodonta africana (African savanna elephant), 2093 nucleotides long. RefSeq names its product olfactory receptor 7D4-like. NCBI's taxonomy places the organism in Eukaryota, Metazoa, Chordata, Mammalia, Proboscidea, Elephantidae. Gene Ontology annotation, biological process: G protein-coupled receptor signaling pathway. The record is from RefSeq and is a predicted model, not a curated record. Gene Ontology annotation, cellular component: plasma membrane. Gene Ontology annotation, molecular function: olfactory receptor activity; G protein-coupled receptor activity. The transcript has a single exon. Bases 1095 to 2093 code for a protein of 332 amino acids.